UACCAGGUCCAAGCCAUGGUGGACAUCGUCACCUCGUUGGGAUGGAACUACGUCUCUACGUUGGCGUCGGAGGGUAACUAUGGGGAGAGCGGGGUGGAAGCCUUCAUUCAGAUCUCCAGGGAGACUGGUGGGGUCUGCAUCGCUCAGUCACUGAAAAUCCCCCGCGAGCCCAGACCAUCCGAGUUUGACAAGAUCAUCAGUCGUUUGCUGGAGAUGCCGAACGCUAGGGGGGUGAUUAUAUUUGCCAAUGAGGAUGACAUCAAGCGUGUGCUGGAGGCAGCGAGGAGGUCUGUGCGGAUCGGACACUUUCUGUGGGUCGGGUCAGACAGUUGGGGUGCCAAGGUGGCUCCUGUAUAUCAGCAUGAACAAAUGGCAGAAGGAGCUGUGACCAUCCUGCCCAAAAGAGCCUCCAUAGAAGGGUUCGAUAAAUACUUUAGAAGCCGGACACUGGAGAACAACCGCAGGAAUCUAUGGUUUGCCGAGUUCUGGGAGGAGAAUUUCGACUGUAAAUUAAGUUGGCACGGGAAAAGGAACAGCAAGGUCAAGAAAUGCACAGGUCUGGAGAGAAUUGGAAGAGAUUCGUCUUACGAGCAGGAGGGCAAGGUGCAGUUUGUCAUCGACGCCGUAUACGCCAUGGCUCAUGCUCUCCACAACAUGCACCGUGAGCUGUGUCCUGGCUUCAUCGGGCUCUGCCCCAUAAUGAGCUCAAUGGACGGUAAAGAGCUUCUGAGGUUCAUCCGCACCGUGAACUUCAGCGGAAGUGCUGGCACCCCGGUGACAUUCAACGAGAACGGAGAUGCCCCCGGCCGGUAUGACAUCUUCCAAUAUCAGGUGACCAACGUGUCACUCCAUGAGUACAAGAUCAUCGGCCAGUGGACUGAUCAACUCCACCUGCACAUGGAGGACAUGAAGUGGAGUGGAGGGGACCUGGCUAUCCCGCAGUCAGUGUGCAGCCUGCCUUGCAAGCCCGGGGAGAGGAUGAAGACAGUGAAGGGGGUUCCUUGCUGCUGGCAGUGCGAGCGUUGUGAAGCCUAUCAGUACCAGGUGGACGAGCUGACCUGCGAAAUGUGCCACUUCAACAAGAAGCCCAACGAGAAUGGCACGGGGUGCGAUCCCAUUCCUAUCAUCAAGCUGGAAUGGCACUCGCCCUGGGCCAUCGUCCCCGUCUUCAUCGCCAUGUUGGGCAUCCUAGCCACCACCUUUGUCAUCGGCACCUUUGUCCGGCACAAUGACACACCCAUCGUCCGGGCGUCCGGUCGGGAACUGAGCUAUGUCCUGCUGACGGGAAUAUUCCUGUGUUACCUGGUGACCUUCCUCAUGAUUGCCACCCCCGACACCGUCCUCUGCUCCUUCCGCCGCGUCUUCCUCGGGCUGGGCAUGUGUAUCAGCUACGCGGCACUGUUCACCAAGACCAACCGCAUCCACCGAAUAUUCGAGCAAGGAAAGACGUCAGUCACUGCUCCCAGGUUCAUCAGCCCAGCUUCCCAGCUGGCCAUCACCUUCAGCCUCAUCUCCAUCCAGCUGCUGGGCGUGUUUGUGUGGUUCGCCGUAGACCCCCCUCACACCAUUGUGGACUAUGGAGAGCAACGGACAAUUGACCCCGAAAAGGCCAGGGGCAUCCUGAAAUGUGACAUCUCAGACCUCUCCCUCAUCUGCUCUCUGGGCUACAGCAUUCUGUUGAUGGUCACAUGCACUGUCUACGCAUUUAAAACCAGAGGAGUCCCAGAGACAUUCAAUGAAGCCAAACCCAUUGGAUUUACAAUGUACACCACGUGUAUCAUUUGGUUAGCCUUUAUUCCAAUAUUUUUUGGUACAGCGCAGUCAACGGAAAAGAUGUACAUUCAGACGACGACGCUCACUAUCUCGAUGAGCUUAAGUGCGUCUGUGUCUGUGGGCAUGCUCUACAUGCCCAAGGUUUACAUUAUCAUCUUUCACCCCGAGCAAAAUGUACAAAAACGUAAACGCAGUUUCAAAGCCGUUGUGACAGCAGCAACAAUGUCCAACAAGCUGACGCAGAAAGUGGCCGGCCGGCCCAAUGGAGAGGUCAAGACCGAGCUCUGUGAGAGCCUUGACACCACCAGUAAGUAUGCUUCUUCCACCAAGACGUCUUACGUCAACUACAGCAACCACUCAAACUGACCCAGCAACAGGUGAUGUGCCCCAGACCUGGUCUAACCAGACUGCACACACCAAAUUUGAGUUCUGGA
This is a messenger RNA of Callorhinchus milii (elephant shark), 2207 nucleotides long. Its product is annotated as metabotropic glutamate receptor 8-like. The transcript is spliced from 9 exons. Gene Ontology annotation, biological process: regulation of synaptic transmission, glutamatergic; G protein-coupled glutamate receptor signaling pathway. Gene Ontology annotation, molecular function: group III metabotropic glutamate receptor activity. The coding region runs from base 16 to 2139 and encodes 707 amino acids. Lineage: Eukaryota; Metazoa; Chordata; Chondrichthyes; Chimaeriformes; Callorhinchidae. The record is from RefSeq and is a predicted model, not a curated record. Gene Ontology annotation, cellular component: membrane.